Messenger RNA from Puccinia graminis f. sp. tritici CRL 75-36-700-3, 381 nucleotides. RefSeq lists its product as uncharacterized. The transcript has 2 exons. Bases 1 to 381 code for a protein of 126 amino acids. Lineage: Eukaryota; Fungi; Basidiomycota; Pucciniomycetes; Pucciniales; Pucciniaceae. The record is from RefSeq and is a predicted model, not a curated record.
AUGGAUGAACUUAACACCCACUCGGACUCUGAUCUUACCGACUUGGAAAUACUUGAAGAACAAUUAAAAUCAGCUAGCGAGGAAUGUGUGAUAGAUUCAGUCAAGAAGAUAGUCCUGCCAGAACCUCAUUGGCCUGAAGUUUCAACAAAUCAAGCCUCCAGCUCCACCAGAAAUCCCCCACUCCCUCCGUCAAACCCAAAUAAUUUAUUCGAGGACAACGAAAUAUCAAUAAUAACUCCAGAAGCCUUUCUUGAAAACAUCAAGCGAAAACGCCAGGCCUUCAAAGAUGCCUUGGAUGACAAGACACUUCCACUGAGUAUCAGAGUUCUUACUCAAAAAGUAAUUGAGGCCAUGGACAAGUCUAGAGAUGGCACGUUUUAA